AUGGGAGAACAUGCAAAAGUCCUUACAGACAGUAAACAGAUGGCGUGGAGCAGGACUUCAAUCUGCCUGUGGCUCUUCCUGGCGCUGUUCGAUCACCUUUGCUGUUUCCCCCUGAGCCGUCGGAGGCCCUUCACCAACUCCCUCCAACUGACGCGCACCCUACGCACCAGAGUAAACCAGCUCCUUCUGGGAUACAAGCUGGAGUAUUUCGCUGAUCAACACUUUGAACACCGGACGUUCGUACUGGCAUCUCUACCAUCAGCCACCAUGAACUAUCGAACCUGGCUGCAGAUGCAGGACGCCCAGCGUUUGUCCGGCGCCUCUCGUGAUCUCCAGAUUUACUGGCGGCACCUGGAGCUUCAGCUUCAGAAGAUGAACCAAGAGAAGACACAAGGCCGCCUGUGCCAAAGCAUGCUGAGAAUUCAGCUGGACCUGCGCGACCUCAUGAGACAGGUGAACGCCCAGCUAGCGAUUAUGAAGACGGGUGCCACCUCGAAAUCGACCAGCACUUCCUCACCGACCACGUCUGGCUCAUCCAGCACUUGGGCUUCGACCACAUUCCAGAUCAGAUCCUCUCGCUCCAGUGGUUCGAGCCUCGGUUCCACUCCUGACAUCCCCAAACCUGUGACCGCAGUGAAGCCCUCGCGUCCCGGAUCCUCCAGCUUAACUCCUUCUACCUCAGGCCUGACUUCGACCUCCAGCGGAGAACGGGCCGAACCUGCUAAACCCGCCAAGUUAUCCUCGGCUACUUUAACCACGCAGAGUAAAGCGAGGGCCACGGAGUCUGGUCCGUCCAGGUGGGUGUCGCGUCUCGAAGGCUACGUCAUCCUUCGGGACCUGGAGCGCUACCUGAGCAGGCUGGUGCGGGAUUACGCACUGCUGCAGGCUAAAUACAAGCGCAAUUAG
This is a messenger RNA of Trichomycterus rosablanca, 906 nucleotides long. RefSeq lists its product as uncharacterized. Gene Ontology annotation, cellular component: extracellular region. Gene Ontology annotation, biological process: positive regulation of tyrosine phosphorylation of STAT protein; cell surface receptor signaling pathway. Lineage: Eukaryota; Metazoa; Chordata; Actinopteri; Siluriformes; Trichomycteridae. Bases 1 to 906 code for a protein of 301 amino acids. The transcript is spliced from 5 exons. The record is from RefSeq and is a predicted model, not a curated record. Gene Ontology annotation, molecular function: cytokine activity.